This is a messenger RNA of Tuber aestivum (summer truffle), 2459 nucleotides long. NCBI's taxonomy places the organism in Eukaryota, Fungi, Ascomycota, Pezizomycetes, Pezizales, Tuberaceae. The record is from the annotation of a GenBank genome assembly.
GAGAAAGGAAACAUCCACCCUGUUACAACUCUUCUCCGGCGUCCUCUACUGCACCACCCCUUCUCUUCCAGAACACUCAACCGCAUCCACUCGCUAACGUGAUCAGUCGGGUCGCUAUGGUCACCGCUAUGGCAGCCCCCCCGCCAGCCAACGGCGCCCCCGCGAAGCCAAAACAAAAGCUGAGCAAGAACCAGCUGCGACGCGAGAAGAAAAAGCUGAAGAAGCAACAAAAGGCUUCACGGGAAGGAAGUACGGUUACCGAUUCUGAGACUGAAUCUGUGAGCUUACUCUUCAGUCAUUCGAAAAGCGGUCUAUGGGAAGAAAAAAGAACAUCCCUGACAAGUCCCUGGUGUGGCGAUAGGAAUCGGAGAAAGCUCCAUCGAAACAACUUUCGCUGGUUCCCGAGAGUACGCCCGAGUUCAGCAUUGGUGAUUUAGAAAUAGACGAAAAUGAUCCUAACUACGCCGAGUAUAAAAGAAUUCUCGAGCGGUUUAAUGUCGAUGACGUGAGCACCCUUUAACUACCAGUAUGUCGCCCAAGCCCGCGGCUAACAAGGGAUCACAACCUAGGAUCAAGCAAAGGAAGAAGCAAAGGGAGAAGUAAUCUACAAUGACUAUGACAACGUCCCCGAUGAAGACGAUGAAAAGGAGGAGGAAGAGCAGAAACUGAGCAAGAAAGCACGAAAAGCUAGGGACAAGCUCAGUGUAGCAGAACUUAAGGUGCGUUGACAGCCUCUCCCCCCGUCUCUUUGAGAUGGAAAGAUCGCAUAGACUUCUUAAACCCCUCAAGUCAUAAGCCUCUAGUACGCACGUAAGGAAAUAUUAUUUCCCACUAUUUGCACGCAUGCGACUGUCGUAUUUCAGACUGGUUUGGCUAUCGACGCAUAUCGCAUGCUUGAGUGUCUGUGGGGUGUAUAUUUUGUUUCGUUUUGACUUUAUCUUUUAUGUCUGCUGACGCCAUCGUUUUCGAUGCAGGCACUUGUGAAGCGUCCAGAGACUGUCGAAUGGACUGACACCUCGGCCCAAGAUCCACGUCUACUUGUCCACCUAAAGUCUUACAGAAAUUGUGUCCCUGUUCCGAAUCAUUGGUCGCUCAAGCGCGAAUACCUCUCGUCUAAGCGCGGUAUGGAGAAGCCUCCCUUUGAGCUCCCAAAAUUCAUCAAGGAUACUGGAAUCAUGGAGAUGCGCGAUUCCGCAAAAGAGAAGGAAGAUGCCCAGUCUUUAAAAUCGAAGAUGAGAGAGCGAGUCCAGCCAAAAAUGGGCAAGCUUGAUAUAGAUUAUCAGAAGUUACACGACGCCUUCUUUCGGUUUCAAACAAAGCCCCAAUUAACCAUGUAUGGAGAGGUCUACUAUGAAGGGAAGGAAUACGAAACAAACCUAAAGGACAGGAGGCCAGGAGAGCUGAGUGAGGAGCUGAAAGAAGCGUUGAAUAUCCCUCCGGGUGCUCCACCGCCGUGGCUCAUUAAUAUGCAGCGGUUCGGCCCACCUCCCAGCUACCCAAGUCUCAAGAUUCCCGGAUUAAAUGCUCCUAUCCCUCCAGGAGCCCAGUGGGGAUUUCAUCCUGGUGGAUAUGGAAAGCCUCCUACCGACGAAUAUAACAGACCACUUUAUGGUGAUGUCUUUGGUGUUUUGCAAGCUCAGGCGCCGACGCAAACCGGCGAACCGGUAGAGAAGACUCUAUGGGGUGAGCUUGUACACGAAGAGGAGGAUGAGGAUGAGAGUGACGAGGAAGAAGAUGAGGACGAAGACCAAGAGGGCGAUGAUGAUAUCGCUGAAGGCCUUACUACACCUAGUGGGAUGGACACCCCCUCAGGAAUGGUUUCGAGUGUUCCUAGCGAGUUUGAGCCUGUCGAUGGUGGGUUUGAGCUUAGGAAGCGAAGAGAUGGCACAGAAACAGAGGAGGACUCCAUUCAGAGGAGUCUAUAUACUGUGCUGCCUGAACAGAGCAUCCGUGCUAAGGGUUUCUUUGGUGGAGAACGUGCUUACGAUAUUGGUAAACCUGGAAAUUAUACCAACUUGCCAGUGCUUGGUCAAGAAGAUCGAAAGGUAUGCACUUAUAUUCCUUCCAGCAGCAUGUCAAUUUCUAACCCAAUUCACAGAGGAAGAAGCCUGGCGAUAUUGAGGUCGCCCUUGAUCCCUCUGCACUAGAAUCAGAUGGUCUUUCGAGUGAGGCGGUCAAAAAGCAGUACGAAGCCGCACAGGAGGCUCAGAGAAGAGAACGGCAGGGCUUCCAAGAAGACCUGAGUGACAUGAUUGCGGCGGAAAGCCGGAAGAGACAAAAGCGUGAGGAGGAAAACGCUAAGAAAAAGAAAGAUAAGUACAGAUUUUAAAGGGCGCAACCCGACAGAUGGGAGGUCCUUCCUUCUUCUCAUUCUCGCAUCCAUAUUUUUCUCUUUCUUCUGUAGUUAUACGCGAUUCCGAAGUGGCAGCAUAAUUUAAUAUAGCUCGUUUCCAUCUUUG